GCCCCGCUUCCGCUUCCGGCGUCAUGGCCGCCAUGGCCGCCCCGGCCCGGCCCCCCCGGUAACGGGACCCCCCCCGGGAACGGGACCCCCCCCGGGAACGGGGCCCCCCCGGAGCCCCCCGGGCCGGGACCAUGUCCUCGCGCUCCGCGCUGGCGGCGGGGAACGAGCGGAACGCGGAGACGGCGGGCCCGGGGGGCGGCGGCCGGCCCGACAAGGCCGGGGGGUGGGCGGGGGGCCGCGGGGCCGGCGCCCCCCGGGGCCGGGGCUCGCUGGGCGGGGGUCCCGAGGAGCCCCCUCCCCACGUGGGCAACUACCGGCUGCUGCGCACCAUCGGCAAGGGCAACUUCGCCAAGGUCAAGCUGGCCCGGCACGUGCUGACCGGCCGCGAGGUCGCCAUUAAAAUCAUCGACAAGACGCAGCUGAACCCCACCAGCCUGCAGAAGCUGUUCCGGGAAGUUCGGAUCAUGAAGGGGCUGAACCACCCCAACAUCGUGAAGCUGUUCGAGGUGAUCGAGACAGACAAGACGCUCUACCUCGUCAUGGAGUACGCCAGCGCCGGUGAGGUGUUCGAUUACCUGGUGUCCCACGGGAGGAUGAAGGAGAAGGAGGCGCGGGCCAAGUUCCGACAGAUCGUCUCGGCCGUGCACUACUGCCACCAGAAGAACAUCGUGCACAGGGACCUCAAGGCCGAGAACCUGCUGCUGGACGCCGACGCCAACAUCAAGAUCGCGGACUUCGGCUUCAGCAACGAGUUCUCGCGGGGCUCCAAGCUGGACACGUUCUGCGGCUCGCCGCCCUACGCCGCGCCCGAGCUCUUCCAGGGCAAGAAGUACGACGGGCCCGAGGUGGACAUCUGGAGCCUGGGGGUCAUCCUCUACACGCUGGUCAGCGGCUCGCUGCCCUUCGACGGCCACAACCUCAAGGAGCUGCGGGAGCGGGUGCUGCGGGGCAAAUACCGCGUGCCCUUCUACAUGUCCACGGACUGUGAGAACAUCCUGCGCCGCUUCCUGGUGCUCAACCCCGCCAAGCGCUGCACCCUCGAGCAAAUCAUGAAGGACAAGUGGAUCAACAUCGGCUACGAGGGCGACGAGCUGACGCCCUACACCGAGCCCCAGGAGGACUUUGGGGACACCAAGCGCAUCGAGGUGAUGGUGGGCAUGGGCUACACGCGGGAGGAGAUCAAGGAGGCGCUGAGCACCCACAAGUACAACGAGGUGACGGCCACCUACCUGCUGCUGGGACGGCGCGGAGAGCCCGAGGGUGGCACCGCCCUGUCCCUGUCCCUGUCCCGGCCGCGGGGCGUGGCCGAGGCGCCCAACGGUGCCACCAAGUCGGGGACAUCGUCGGGGACGUCGGGGAGCCACGGCAAGGGACAGCGCGGGGGCGGCCACCACCGGCAGCGGCGGCACAGCGACUUCUGCGGCCCCGCCCCCUCGGCCCCGCCCCCCCGCCGCAGCCCCCCCUCGGCCGCCCCUCCCCCCUCGGAGGGGGGCGUGGCCGGGGGCGUGGCCGGGGGCGCGGCCCCGCCCCCCUCGCGCCGGGGCAGCGGCGGCCCCGCGGGGGGGGCGGGGCGGGGGGGCGGGGCCGCCCCUCCCCCCCCCUGCAGCCCCCUGGUGAGCAGCGCCCACAACCCCAACAAGGCCGAGAUCCCCGAGCGGCCCCCGGACGGACAGCCCCACGUGCCCCCCAGCGUGAUGGGCCGCAGGAACACCUACGUGUGCUCGGGGGGGGAGCGGCACCUGCUGCUGCCCAACGGCAAGGACAGCCUGCCGUCCCGCCCGCCGCCCUCCCCCUCCAGCCACUCGCUGGGCGGGGCUCACCUGGCGCACCUGGCCCGGGGCUGCCCCGCCCGCAGCACCUCCCCCCUCCUCGCCCCCUCCCCCCAGCGCCGCCUCCCCCCGGCCCCGCCCCACGGCCACGCUGCUGAGCAAGAUCACCUCCAAGCUGACGCGCAGGGUGUCCCUGGACCCCUCCCGCCGGCAGAGCUCCAAUCGCUGCGUGUCGGCCACGCCCGGGCCCGGCGCCGCCAAGAUCCGCUCGCAGACGAACCUGCGCGAGUCGGGGGACCCUGCGCUCACAAGUUGCCAUCUACCUGGGGAUCAAGCGGAAGCCGCCCCCCGGCUGCUCCGAGGGGGGGGGGGGCUGUGAUGGGGAGGGGGCUCCAGACGGGACCCCCCCCCCCCCAAAACCGGGACCCCCCCCCCGGAAACGGAGCGGGACCACCCUGGGAACCCCAAAAUCGGAUCGAGACCACCCUGGGACCCCCAGAAUUGGAUUGAGACCCCCGGAAUUGGACCAGGACCACCCUGGGAACCCCAAAAUCGGAUGGAGACCCCCCAAAAUCGGAUUGGGACCACCCUGGGAACCCCAAAAUCGGAUGGAGACCCCCCAAAAUCGGAUUGGGACCACCCUGGG
This is a messenger RNA of Passer domesticus (house sparrow), 2415 nucleotides long. Its product is annotated as MAP/microtubule affinity-regulating kinase 4-like. The coding region runs from base 132 to 2279 and encodes 715 amino acids. Gene Ontology annotation, cellular component: cytoplasm. Lineage: Eukaryota; Metazoa; Chordata; Aves; Passeriformes; Passeridae. Gene Ontology annotation, molecular function: protein serine/threonine kinase activity; protein binding; tau-protein kinase activity. The transcript has 19 exons. Gene Ontology annotation, biological process: microtubule cytoskeleton organization; protein phosphorylation; intracellular signal transduction. The record is from RefSeq and is a predicted model, not a curated record.